Moneuplotes crassus is the source of this 889-nucleotide messenger RNA. The record is from the annotation of a GenBank genome assembly. NCBI's taxonomy places the organism in Eukaryota, Ciliophora, Spirotrichea, Euplotida, Euplotidae.
AUGUCGAUAACAGUUUCAAGUCCAGAAGAAAUUAAUAAAAGUCCAUUAAACACAUCUCCUUCAAAGCAACUGUAUUCAUUCCCUAAAACAAAACGCUUCAUCAUUCCUAACUCCAAAAUGAACCAAAAUGUCGCUUACAACCUCCCUUCCACAAAAUCUCGCAGAAGCGCCAGCUUCGGCUAUGGAAAACGCUUCGACUUCACCAAGAACAAUGGGAGUCCACCGCCCACUUCAUACAACUUCAGCUCGCAGUUCAAGAAGAGUCCAAACGGAAAAGCCUACUCAUUCGGAAUCGCCAGAGAAGCGUACUCCAAAGUCUUCUUGAAAGGCCACAAAGGCCCGGAAGCAGCCAGAGACAUUCCGGGGCCAGGCUCUUACAACAACGAACUCUGGAACACAGUUGGCAAGUCUGGCAAGGCCUACACGCUCAGGCCGAGAACCGGCACGAUGGGGAUCCGAGUCAGUUCGAAGGGGAUUCCUGGGCCUGGGAGCUACGAGUCGAAGAACUCGAUAACGCCGAGGGGAGAGCAGUUCUUGUCGAAGUUCAAGUCAUCUGGAGCUUCAACGUUCAACCCUCCAUCUUCAAGUAGGUUCAAUGGGAACAAUAAUAAAUAAUCUUCCUGGUCCUGCAGAGUACAAUACAAAUUUUGGCGUUUCAAACACAGGUGGGCAAUUCUUGUCCAAAGUGCCUACUCCAGCUGGAAGGACUUUUUAUCACUUUGACAGGAAUACCUUGAAAAAUCCUUCAACUGCCAGGAAUAAUCCAGGGCCUGGGUAUUACAGGCUUCCAUCAGAUUUUGGAUACUAUGAGAGUAAGCACUCUAAGAAAUCCGUAAAAGCAAAGGGAAGAAGAAGGUCAGCAGGAUCAGCUAGAAAAUCUAAUCUUUAG